GAGCACAUUUGAAGUGAAGGAAGCAUAGCAUCUGGUGGAGUGGAAGGGCAUUCAGCUGCUCAGAAUGUCCGGCUGAGCUGACGACGACAGUCUUGUCUGCCUGCCUGUACACCACAUACACAAAAGGGAAACAUGAGUAGCCAACCCAUCUGUCCAUCGCAUCGACCAAGCCAACAUGCGUCGGUGCGACACACCGGGCGAUACACAUACGCACAUAGCACUAAAUCGGCAUGCCCCUCUCUCCCUCCACCCCUCCAUCCAUUUAUCCAGCCGCCCACACUCAGCCACACGCAUAUCGACCUGCCUUCAGCUCCCCUGUGAGCCCCACUCCUCCCCACUCUCAUUAUCUUCAUCUUCUUCAACAUACGCCUCGUAGUUCUGAUGCCACUCAUCGUGGGAGUCCAUGUCCCCAUCCUCCUUGGUCAUCUUGUCCAGCUCCCCCCUGGUAAUGAAUCUCGGCAGCCGCUUCUGCCCGCUCAUGCGGAUGCGGCGCAGGGCCUUGGUAGGCCGGGACGACACCUCCCACCGGUAGUUCUCCGCCUGGGUCCGCCGCACCGCCUCCUCGCUGUUGCGUAUCGUCAGGCUGCGAUCCAUCCCGCCAUCACGGCCCUUACGCGGAUCUGCAGACACGAACAGACACACGGGGCGGGAGGAGUGGGCAUCAUGUGUAUGUGUGUUUGGACUGACCGAAAAUGGCUUUGGUGACGCCGUCGCCGCCCAGUAUCCUGAGCGGCAUGAGCCCCCUGUGCCGCAAAGCCACCUCGAGCAGGAUGAGCACGUAGGCGUCGAGGGCGGCGUAGUGCCGCUGAGUGUCCGAGAGGGGCCUGAAGUUCCAGUUGGACAGCUGCGGGGCCUUGUCCAGGUGGCCACCCAGGAAGUCGACACACAUCUCGCUCAGCGUCCCCAGCUCCACCAGCCUCUCGUGUUCGGCCUCGUGGUCCUUCAGCCUCCCCUCUCUCUCCCUCUCCAUCACACGGCUCCCGCGAAUGCUCCUCGGGUAAUGCCGCCGCAGGUACCACUCGUCGCGCACGGAUCUGGGCACUUUCAUGUCGGCAGAGGGGCCGCCGAUGGUGCCCUUGACGCGGAUCUGCUGCUGCGCGUCGUGCAGCGACUGCUGGUGCAGGUCUGUGGCUCGCUGGAGGAGGGAGAAGUCGUGCGUCUCGAGGGCCUGUGUCAGGAGGUCUUGCACGUCGUGGAUGGGCUCGGGCUCCUCUGGAAAGCUCACGCGAAAUGUCUCUCUCCGGGGAUCCCUGAAGCACCCACAGCACCCACAAGAGGCAACAGACAAAGCAAUACACAAGAGGUGAGCGCCACCCUGUGGAUGGAUGGUACCAUCACACUGACUGACUGACUUGAGGUCGACAAAGUUGGUGAGAGUGUUUAGGAGGCCGACGUCUUCCAUGGCCACACACAGCCGCUGGUAGUCGAUUUGGAACUGGUACCCCACCUUGAGGAUGUGCGGGUUGGUGAGCGUCCACCGCAGCAGCUGAAACUCCAUCGACCGGUACAGCUCCGACCGGUUGUUGAGGUCCAGCAGGAACACCUCGCUCGGCGUGGCCAGCUGCACCAGCGAAGCCCACUGCGGCGGGCUCCACUCGACGUCCAGCCCCACCAUGUCCACCUGCCCCUCCUUCAUGAACCGAAACACCGCACUCAGCUCGCUCGGCGUGUCGAUGAAGUGCACCUUCUCGUCGGGCAAAGGCAGCUCCAGCGGACCCACCCCACCACCAGCCGCUACCCCGCCGCUUUUCAUUGCUCGCCGUCUGGCCGCCCGCACCCCCUGCGCACCGGCGUGCCAGUGGAUGACUUUUGAUUGCGGGUCGAAGUCCUUGGCGGCCCGGAAGCGGGCGCUCAGCUGGCGGCUCUCGCCGGGGGGCGCCAGCCACGACGCCACCACUGCAUUCUCGGUGGUGUCCUCGUCUGUCCUUCUCGUGCCGCGCAGUGGCUGCCUUUUCCGCUGGAAGUGUAGGAAGCGAAGAAGGGCCCUCUCGGCGUGGCCGAAGCGGGUCACACGACGGAUCGAGUCGGUCACGAACGCGUCUUGCUCCUCUCUGGGCCUUUCAGCACUCUGCCCCUCGCUCUCUCCUGUCGCUUGGUCUGUCGCCGUGGCGCCCUCCUGGCUCGCCUGUUGGUCUCCCGCGAUGCGCGGCAUGGCUGUUUCAUCCCCUUCUGGCGGCAGUGAGGGUCUCGCAGCGGGGUCGAAUAGCCACCGGUAGUCCUCCUUCAGCAGCAUGGUGAGCACCGAGUCUGCGGGGAUGAGAUGUGGCUCUGCCAGGGCCUUCUCGAUGUGCAGUGCGUGGGCGAAGCUCCAGGCGUCCCGCAGCAGGCCCGUGUGUUGGCUCCUGGCCUUGAGGCGCUGCAAGGCGUCGAUGAGUAGGGGGAAGGACCGCAGGUUGGCCAGGAAGUAGAGCAGGGCGUGGAGCGAGUGGCGGCGGAUGGUGAGGUCCAGCAGCUUCCCGAGCGUCCAUGGGCUGCCGCCGAUGCCCUCGUCCAGACUCUCCAUGUCCACACCAACACACCAACACACACACACACACACGAGAAAUGCACAUGUGUUGGUCAGUGUGACUCUGACUCUGAUUCUGACCCACUUACUUUGAUGGGAUGGAACAGGAACGCCAGCUGCAGGGCCUCAUAGAUGCGCGGGGGCUGUAUCCCCCUCCCAAGCCGCCGCGGGCUGGUGAGGAAGGUCAGCAGGAGGUCGAUGUUGCUCGCCUGCAGGAGGCCGCCCUUGACGGGCUCCCGCAAGUGCAGGUCGUCCAGCAGCCUCAAGAAAGCCCCGGGGCCCACCACAUCCAGCAGCCGAUUGAUGUCGAUGCGCUGGAAAGAGUCAGGAUUCAGCGAAAUGAACCUGCAAGCGUUCGUUCAUCAGACUGAUAAAGGCCACGCCCUGUUCCGUCGCUUGCUGUCUGCCAUCCAUCUGACCUGGCGAAGCUCUCGAGGACGGUGCGUUUGAGUCUGGCUCUGCGGCCCGUGCGUAUGGUUGGCGAGAUGCGGUGGAAGAUGGCGGGGUUGAGGAUCCCGAAGACCAGCUCGGCGCCCGGCUGCACGUGGUGCUUCUCAAACAGCAGACUGCACGAAGUGUACACGUCAGACUGAAACGCCUCUAUUCUAAACACACACACACACACACACACACACACAGUGAAAGCACCACACCAGCAAAUAAAUCCCAUCGCACCUCUGCUUGGUCUCUUCGGCGUCCUCCGUGCCCUCGAGCGCAUCAAGCGCCUGGAAUAUGAGGUUUGCGGCGAUCUCCUCUGUCCGCCCCUGGGCACACAGCCUCGGGAGCAGCUCGUAGAGCUUGGCGCCAUGGUGGAUGGUGAAGCGCUCUCUGGCUGGGGUGGCGGGGCGGACGUGUUUGGUCAUCUCCACGUUCCGACGCAGUGCAGGGGGCAGGUCGACGGGAAACAGGGGCUUGUGCCGGCCUGCGGUGGGCGGCUGUUGAUGAUGCUGCUGACUGUGGUGCUGGCCAGGGCGGAGAGAGGCCGUCAGGCGAACGAUGCUGCGACGCAUUGCGGUUGCGACCCAUCGAAAAGAUGAUCUGUGCAGCAGAUCUUGAUCCUGGUUGUAUCGAAGCCCAUCCAAGACAACAGACCAGCGGGAAGAAGUCG
Vitrella brassicaformis is the source of this 3614-nucleotide messenger RNA. The record is from the annotation of a GenBank genome assembly. NCBI's taxonomy places the organism in Eukaryota, Vitrellaceae.